AUGAUCGAAUUAAAAUUGGAGGAUCAUUUAAGCCUCCCGGCGGUCCUGCCCUGGAGCUACUCAAUCGCAUUAAUCCCACUAGUCAUCUACUUGGUCUAUAAAUGCACCCUGGCGACCGACAUUCCUCACAUCAAAGGCCUGCCAGAGAUCCCCGGCUCAGUACCCGUCUUCGGCCACCUCCUCAAACUAGGAGAUGACCACGCAAGUAUCUGUGAGAAAUGGUGGCGCCAAUACGGCCACUCUGUCUUCCAGAUCAAGCUAGGCAACACGCGUGCAGUGGUAGUCAACUCCUUCGAAGACUGCCGCAAGAUGCUUCUCGGACACCAAAAUGCCAUCAUCGACCGCCCAAAGCUAUACACAUUCCAUGGCGUGGUAAGCAGUACGCAAGGAUUUACCAUCGGCUCCUCUCCUUGGGAUGACUCUUGCAAAAAGAAGAGAAAGGCAGCCGGAACGGCCUUGGGGAGACCCGCUCUACGCAACUAUUACCCCAUGUUUGAUUUGGAAAGCUACUGUAUUCUCCGUGAUCUCCACCUGGACAGCAAAAACGGUGCAAUCGAGCUUAGUGUGCGGCCCUACAUCCAGCGAUACGCUCUGAACACAACUCUCACGCUGUGCUAUGGUAUUCGUAUGGAUGCUGUCUACGACGAUCUCUUGCGUGAGAUUCUUCACGUGGGGUCCGCCAUCUCCCUUCUCCGGAGCGCAUCGGAGAAUCUGCAAGAUUACAUCCCUGUUCUCCGUUACAUGCCGAACAACGAGAAAACGGCUCGGUCGAAGGAGCUGCGUGAUCGCCGUGAUGCUUACUUGAAUCUCCUCCUUGAUAAAGUGCGCGAGAUGAUCAAAAAAGGAACAGACAAGCCGUGUAUCUCUGCAGCUAUCCUUAAGGAUGAGGAAACAAAGCUCACCGGUGUGGAAGUAUCUUCCAUCUGUUUGUCACUGGUUUCUGGUGGGUUUGAGACAAUUCCUGGUACCCUUACUUCGGCUAUCGGCUCGCUAUCUACUCCCGAAGGACAGAUCUGGCAAGAUCGCGCCUACGAGGAUAUUAAGCGAUACUAUCCUGAUGUGAAGGAGGCUUGGACUAGCUGUAUCUCAGAGGAGAAGGUGCCCUACGUCAAUGCUAUCAUCAAGGAGGCCGGUCGUUACUACACUGUCAGCUCGAUGAGUUUGCCCCGGAAGACUGUGACGGAGGUAAAUUGGAACGGUGCGAUCAUCCCGCCCAAGACGAUGAUUUUGAUUAAUGCUCAAGCUGGAAACCACGAUGUGGAUCAUUUCGGUGCCGACGGGGGCAAGUUCGAUCCGGAGAGAUGGCUCAAGUCCGUGAACCCACCAGAAGAAAAAGAGGUCAGCGGUCUACCGCAUUUGAGUUUUGGCUCUGGAUCUCGUGCUUGCUCCGGUCAAUUCAUUGCAUCCAGAUUACUUUAUUGUGCUCUGGUCCGUCUACUUGCUUCAUACAAGAUCGUGGCAAGUGAGGAUAACCCACCUAACACGGAUUACGUGGAGUACAACCAGUUCAAGACGGCUUUAGUUGCUAUUCCAAAAGACUUCAAGGUUCGGUUGAUUCCUAGGGAUGACACAGUUACCUCGGAGUGUUUGAAUUUGGCGGAACAGAGGACCAAGGAGCACUAUAAGGAGUAA
This is a messenger RNA of Penicillium pulvis, 1632 nucleotides long. Its product is annotated as cytochrome P450. The transcript is spliced from 3 exons. Lineage: Eukaryota; Fungi; Ascomycota; Eurotiomycetes; Eurotiales; Aspergillaceae. The record is from RefSeq and is a predicted model, not a curated record. Bases 1 to 1632 code for a protein of 543 amino acids. Gene Ontology annotation, molecular function: monooxygenase activity; iron ion binding; oxidoreductase activity, acting on paired donors, with incorporation or reduction of molecular oxygen.